Messenger RNA from Echinostoma caproni, 297 nucleotides. Lineage: Eukaryota; Metazoa; Platyhelminthes; Trematoda; Plagiorchiida; Echinostomatidae. The record is from the annotation of a GenBank genome assembly.
AUGGUCGAUGACGUUCUAAAGCAUUCACUUCAAUCAGAAACCUACGAUUCACGACAAUCACAAUCCUUAGCGUUGAAUUUGGCCAAUGUGUUGCGCAAACGUGCUCGGGAGAUCUGCACACCGUCGCGGUAUAAAAUCAUCACCCAAGUGCAUAUUGGAUCACGUAAAAACAACUCGGUCUCAUUGAGCAGCCGAGCGUUGUGUCAUCCGGACUCGGGAGACACGUUUGUGGAGGCAACCUACUCGAACGCGUCUAUCUACGCCGUCGCUUUGGUUUAUUGUGUUUAUUUUGAAUAA